Penicillium maclennaniae is the source of this 486-nucleotide messenger RNA. Its product is annotated as GFA family protein. Gene Ontology annotation, molecular function: carbon-sulfur lyase activity. The record is from RefSeq and is a predicted model, not a curated record. The transcript has a single exon. Bases 1 to 486 code for a protein of 161 amino acids. Lineage: Eukaryota; Fungi; Ascomycota; Eurotiomycetes; Eurotiales; Aspergillaceae.
AUGGGCAUGCAAGGACGUUGUCAGUGUGGCAACAUAAAAUUUACCACACCUACAGAGAAACCCCUCAAACUUUACGCCUGCCACUGCACUGAAUGCCAGCACCAAAGCUCAUCUGCCCAUGGCAUCACAGCGAUAUUGCCCUAUUUCGAGCUCCCUGAGCCCAGCUCUGACUAUAUCGGGAUCUACACCCGGGUCACUCUCAAAGGACGACACAUGGAGUGUCUGUUCUGCUCGAAUUGCGGUUCUAGAAUCUUGCAUCGAUUCCGUGAUGCCAUGCCCGCCCCGGGAGAGAGGCCAGGCCCUACCGCCACUACCAAUGUCAAGGGCGGCUGUCUUGAAAAUCUAGAUAAGGUUAUGAUGCGGGAGGUGGUUCAUAUCUGGACUCAGCAUGCGAUUGUGGACAUCCCCGAGGACGCAGAGCAGUGGGAGCGGGAGCCGCCUAAUCUGAAUCUUCUCGUGUCAUCAUCAGAAAUAUCUAAAGAAUGA